UCUGCUCUUGCUCUCUCUCACACUUAAAUUAAUUUUCUCUCUCUUUUUCUGCCUGAGAUGUCAUCUCUGCUGAGGGAGGAGAUGGACAGAGUCUUGUUCAGACCUGAGGGACAGAAGCUGAAGGAGUUUAUAGAAAUAGAGGAGAAACAACAGGGACGACAUUUUCUCUGCGUUUCUAUAUCUAAGGAUAAAGAAGCUCAAAUCUCAGUCGUCCUGUGUCGGAGAGUUAAACCUUCUCGUACCAAUAAGCUGCAGAAAUCUGGGCUGGAGGACAGUUAUGAAAAAACAGAGAUCUGGGCCCUGGAAGAUCUGCUGAUUCUGGAUGGUAGAGAUCCAGAUACUGAUGAUCCCUGUUUCUUGAUGCAUUUCGACACGGUGCGGUCGGUCAGAGCAGUGAGCUGUGCUGCAAAAUACACGCUGGCCCGCUGUCUGCUGUCCCUGAGCAGGAAGUAUCACCACACAACAUUAAAAUUAAAGAACUUUGACUUGAUGUACAUUCAGCCCACUGCAAUGUAUUCAGAUCGUGGUGACUGUGUUGUCCUUGCACAGAUCUGUUUCUAUGCCUUUAAUCUGGUGUGUCUUUCCUUGUGUCCUGUGCCUCUGGCAUAGAGACAUUUUGAUUAAUCUUCUUAUUUAAUUAGAUUUCUUUUAAACUGGCCCUAAAAACCUAAACCCUUGAUGCUGACAAUAAAAAGUUCAUUUCAGUGUUAUCUGUACUGCCCUUGGGGAGUGUACAAAGACCAUGCUUUGUGUUUUGAGCACUUAAGCCAUGCUUUGAGCACUCAGAUCUACAGUAACUGUAACAUAACGCCACAUUGUGAGGGAAAUCCAAUUUGUGCAUGUGCAAAUGCAACACAAAAGAGUGUUUCUGAUGAGUAAUGCUGUGACUUCAUAAGUGUAAUAAAUGCUAUGUGACAGGUUUGCAUGUUUUAGAUGAUUAAUUAAGCAAGCUAUGUAUUCAAUCAUUUCAAAAAGUGAACCGCGAGACAAACUUUAUUACAGUAUUCACCAUUUAAAUAAUCUUGCCAUCUGGUGAAACAUCUAUUGCUUUCUCAUUUCUUGCAGUGUGCUUUACAUGUUACUA
This is a messenger RNA of Carassius gibelio (silver crucian carp), 1084 nucleotides long. Its product is annotated as exocyst complex component 1-like. NCBI's taxonomy places the organism in Eukaryota, Metazoa, Chordata, Actinopteri, Cypriniformes, Cyprinidae. The record is from RefSeq and is a predicted model, not a curated record. The transcript is spliced from 3 exons. The coding region runs from base 58 to 609 and encodes 183 amino acids.